AUGUCGGAGGCGCGGUGCUGGAACGUCGGAGGUGGCGUCCUCGGCCUGACAGGAGCCCGGGAGACUCGGUGGAGCUGGAAGCAGGCCUCCUGGGCGGGGCCUCAGCCGGAAGCAGGCCUCCUGGGCGGGGCCUCAGCCGGCCUGACAGGAGCCCGGGAGACUCGGUGGAGCUGGAAGCAGGCCUCCUGGGCGGGGCCUCAGCCGGAAGCAGGCCUCCUGGGCGGGGCCUCAGCCGGAAGCAGGCCUCCUGGGCGGGGCCUCAGCCGGAAGCAGGCCUUCUGGGCGGGGCCUCAGCCGGAAGCAGGCUGUGCCGCGGUGUGCUGUGCCCCCUGGAGGCAGAGGCAGAGGCAGACGGAGCAGGCGGGAGGCUGUGGAUACCUGGAGGACGGACGGAGCCAGGGCCGAGGAGGGGUGGGCUCUGUCACAGGCUUGGGGGUCACACUGCGGAGUCCCCCCCCCACGGGCGCUGCUGCAAAGCUGAGUCCUGUGCCGGCCCGGCGCCGUGCACCUGAGAGCACAGGACGGCAUCAGCUGCAGAAGCCCGGGACUGCCGCCGCCAGAUCCUCCCUGUGCCUGUCGUCGGGUGCGCUGACUCUGCAGGACGUAGGCAGGUCCCCAGUCCGUCCUGUGGGGAGCUGGGCCGCGGUGCCUGCGGGUGAGUGCAGCACCCGGCGCUCUCUCCUGUUCUUCCCACAUGUGGACGCCUCCCUGCGAUCACUUGAUCAGGGAUUGGACAGAUCAGAGACAAGGACAGACAGGCCCAGAAAGGUGUGGCAUGGAAGUGCCAGCUACUACAGCAGGAGCAUUCCCCACCCUGCCCCGCAGGGAGCCCGUGCCCCACGCAAACCCCACCUGCAGGCGUCAAGUUGGCCAAGUGCCUCCGGCUGCCCUUCCACUGCUGAACGCUCCAUGUGCAGAGACUUGUCUUGAAUCUCUAGACAGAAAAUGCUUCCCACACAUUUCCAGGGAAGAAAAUUUGCCCCCAAAACAAUAAUUCAUUCCUUGUUGAAUAGGAGUGGUAUUUUCUGUGUGCUGUGUUGGGGACAUGGGUUCGGGUAACCUAGAGCUUGCACUUAGGAAAAGUAGGAGUUACUUCCUCUCUUCCUGUUGCCUAUUUUGGCUUCUAAAAUAUGACCAGUGCCCGGGAGCUCUCGUGGAGGAGUGGAUAUCAUGUGCCCUCAAAAGCCCCUUCUGACCCUGAUGAAGUUUGGGAAUUUGGGUUCCUACCUCUUAGCUUGGCCUUGAUGACAUUGUCUUGCAGCCCACACCUCCCCUCACUGCCGGUUUCAUGACCUUUGGAGCAGUAAGGAAGAUAGACCUUCCAUACCUGAAGAGAAGGUCAAACACAGGUAUAUUUUUCAGAAACUAGUGGCUUAAUCAUUUUUUAGAAGUUUUCAGCGACCAGAGGGUCACACAGGUGGGCAGGAGUGUUGGGGGUUAUUGCUGCAGUGGGUACUGCGCUGGCUGGGGAAGGUCUUAGGAACAGGGCAGACGCUGCCUAAGAUUCUGUCACGUGGGCAUGCUGAGGUGUUGGGGAAGCACACUGGGACCUGAUGUUGGUUUCCUCGCUGCCAAGUUACCUUGAGUGGGAAAGGAAGAAAAUAAAAUGAAGGUGGGAAAGAAGCCCUUGCUGGUGAACAAAGGUGUUCAUGCCCCAUUGUGCCCUGGUCAUGCCCCUGUCCUGCUCCCCACUUCCCAGUCUGACCAGGCACCACAUCCUUGGCUCGCUGAUGCCAUUUGGCAGAAGCAUACAUGGUGCUGCUCUUCUGGCACCAAAGCAGCAUCUGCAGGGCUAUUGUCAGGCACUGCAGCUGCCUCUUCAGGGAAGGUGACCUCAGUGCCUUCCUUCCAUCUAUGCUGAUGACAACAUGCAAGGUCUCGCCCUCAGUGCGGACAUUUCACCUGUCAGGAUGGAGGCUACCUUUGUGCUCUUCAUGGGCUUGGUGGAGCCAUGCUAGAUUUCCCCAGAACACCUGCAGCUCAUGGUCCUCAGGUGAGUCCUGCACUGUGCACCAAGGUCACAGAUAUUUGGGGGCUCACCAUGCACAUUCACAGAAUGCUCUCUUUGACCAAGACUGCACAUAUAUCCACCCUUAAAAUACAGGUCUGGAGAGAAGGCAGCUACAUGUUUACAGACUGGGACUCAAAAUGGGUGGCUUUCCUAGAGGGUACUUGAGAUAGUUUUUCCAGAAAAAUUUGUAAAUGCAAGGUAUCAAAACAGCAAACAACAAACAAAUGUCCACUACAGCCCCUUACCCUGCUGUACUCCUGUUUUCUUGUCCAGAGUUAUGCCAUCGACCUGCAGUGUCAGAGCUUGGGGUUCCUGAAAGAAUCCAGAGCCUGGGGAGGCCCUGGGAAGGACUGGGUGUGGGAUGGGUCCCAGGGCGAGGAACGUGUAGAAGUGGAGAACCAGUGAAGGACCCCAACAUCCUUGUGGAUAGUUCAGCCAAUAACCCGUCCUCUCAGUCCUGCCAUCCUCCCACCCUAGGGUUCUUGCCUCCAUUCCAGUGCAGUUACGACCCCACCUGGAACUUGUCGUCAGGUGCACCUCUGACAUCUGCAGGAAUGCAGCUUGAUGUUCCACCCUUUGACCUCAUCCCCCAUUCUUCCAGCAUGUGCCAUCAAUUUGUCGUUUUUUCAACUCCAGAUCAUUAAUUUUUCUACUUACUCAUCUAUCUAUGAAGUUCUUGUCCUCAUUUCCUCCCUCAUCAAGAUGGACUUCAGGGUCUACUUGGUACCCAAUAUUUUAAAAGCUCCACUUCAAAUAGGCCUCAUCCAAUUCCCUUUAAUCCUUCCUAUUUGGCAGAAUCUCAUCUCUGCCUUUUCCAAAAAUGCCUUCCUAAAAGUAACUCUUGGAUUAAAUCUCACAAGUCUACUGGCACCAUGAUAAAAUUUAUGGUCAACCCUAGCUCUGUCUGGAAAUAUUUCACUCAUUCAUUCCAAAAAUAAUGGUCUAGUGCUUACUAACAGUAAAGAAAACAAAUAGAACUUAGGUCACUUUAUUUUUAGUCCACUCUCUACCAUGCUAGUCAAAUCUGUUUCAAACUUUCUGCACUUUGCUUAAACUUAGGCCAUCUCCACUUGCUUAGCAGAUGUGUUGAACUCACUAUUCACAGAGGAACUAGAAGCCACUAGGAGGGAAUUUUGCAUCAAAAAUCCUUUUAAAUAAAAACCAUAUCCAUUUCUCCUUUCCCUCUUUCUUUUUGUUGUAUAGAAAGAGAUUUCCUUCUAAGGUUUCUAUCCUCAAAGGAAUUACACUUUCUGAACUGUCUUUAUACUAAGGAAUAGUUAAAACAUAGUCUUUUUGUUUGUUUGUUUGAGACAGGGUCUUGCUCUGUUGCCCAG
Molecule: messenger RNA, 3345 nt
Organism: Microcebus murinus (gray mouse lemur)
Lineage: Eukaryota; Metazoa; Chordata; Mammalia; Primates; Cheirogaleidae
Source: RefSeq, a predicted model, not a curated record